GUUACGUCAUACGCCUGAGACCGUAUUCACGACACUCGAUGACUUCCGCAAUUGCUGCGGUUGAAAACAAACCGUAGAGACGGCAUCACCGAAUAAAUAAGACUCCCCACAACAAACACCCGGUCCGUCAUGGAAUGGAGAGCCCGAAUCGGGUGAAUGACUUCUGGGAAGGGAGCGAGACACAGGGGAUCAGCGCGUGCGGGUGGACACACCUGCGCUCAGGUGACUGACGGAACUGGUCGCGGUCCAUUGUACCGGCUGCGCUCUCUCAUCCGAACCCUCUGCCGGAUCCCGUGUUCCCUGCUGUGGGCUCUCCUCUUGCUCCUCUCUCGGCUGUACCGACCCUUCCGCCGGACCAUGGCGGCCAGAGCCAAAGAUGUCGGGUCCGAGAGCUGUGAUGACACGGGAGAACAGAUCCGAAACUAUCACAAACAAGCGUUUGAGUUCAUUUCUGUGGCCUUACAGAUCGACGAGGAUGAUAAAGGUAAUAAGGAUCAAGCAGUGCAGGGGUACAGAAAAGGCAUCGCUGAGCUGGAGAAGGGCAUCUGUAUUCAGGUCACUGGAACUGGUGAGAAGGCAGACAGGUCGAGACGUCUUCAGGACAAGAUGACCAACAACCUGAAAAUGGCCGAAGACCGUUUGAAGCUUCUGGCCAAACUGCAGUCUCCGGCAGAGGGCUACUCCGAUCCCACUUUUCUUCCGCUCUCCAACGGGAAUCUGCGGCCAGGCAGUGGGGCUGUUUCUAAAAAGAAAGACACCAUCCCCAGUCAAUCCCAUCCGCGGCCUAAAAACCCACCCAAAUCCUCCAACAUUGCUCCUGCUGCUGCCAUGCACCGUAAACCUUCAACAUGUCAGACCGGCCCACAUAACAACCAGAAGGGUCUCUCUACAAGAGGAGGUAACAGACCUAACAACAAACCCAGCAACGCCGCUGCAGCGUCACCUCAGAAGAAACGAGACAUGAAGAACUUAAAAAAUGUGGACAGCAAGCUGGCUAACUUAAUUCUUAAUGAGAUAAUGCAAAGCGGCUCUUCAGUGGGUUUCGAUGAUAUAGCAGGACAGCAAUUGGCCAAACAGGCCCUGCAGGAGAUCGUGAUACUGCCUGCUAUACGUCCAGAGCUGUUCACAGGUCUAAGGGCUCCUGCAAGAGGCCUCCUUCUCUUCGGGCCCCCUGGCAAUGGGAAGACCAUGCUGGCUAAAGCAGUUGCAAUGGAAUCCAAUGCCACUUUUUUCAACAUCAGCGCUGCAAGUCUGACCUCCAAAUAUGUGGGAGAGGGUGAGAAACUGGUUCGGGCUCUAUUUGCUGUUGCUAGGGAACUACAGCCUUCAAUCAUCUUCAUAGAUGAGAUCGACAGUUUGCUGUGCGAGAGGAGAGAGGGAGAGCACGACGCCAGCAGAAGACUCAAAACCGAGUUUCUCCUCGAGUUUGAUGGAGUGCAGUCAGCCGGUGAUGAUCGUGUGUUAGUUAUGGGAGCCACUAACAGACCUCAGGAACUUGAUGAGGCUGUGCUCAGGCGAUUCGCUAAGCGCAUUUAUGUGGCUUUACCUAUAGAGGAGACUCGCUUGAAGCUGCUCAAGAACCUCCUGAGUAAACAUGGAAACCCAUUAAAUCAGAAAGAGCUCAGCCAGUUAGCCAAGUUGACUGAAGGUUACUCCGGCAGUGAUCUGACCUCACUGGCCAAAGAUGCGGCUCUGGGCCCCAUACGAGAACUGAGGCCUGAACAAGUCAGGAACAUGUCGGCGAAUGAGAUGAGGAACAUCCGAUACUCGGAUUUUAUCGAUUCUCUGAAGAGGAUAAAGCACAGUGUCAGUCCUCAGACACUGGAUCUAUAUGUCCGCUGGAACAGAGAGUAUGGAGACACAACUGUCGUAUGACAUCAUAAACUUUGACCCCACAGUCCCCAGCACUAAAGACAGAAUAAACAAAUUGCGGUCGGAGUUUCUAUUAUUUUAGCUUUUCUACCAUGACUACAGGAAACUCAGGGUGUGAUCAUACAUGGACUGUUUUGAUUGCUUUACACCCUCAUCUUGAGACAAUUUGUACAGCAAAGCAACCAUUUGAGAUGCUUGCCUGCAUUUGUCACAUUAAAGUAUUUUUCUAAGUCAGAGGUCUUUCAGAAAAAUUUUACAUGCUAGUUCAUAAAUCUGACCUAUGAAGCACUUGUGAACUAACCUCUUUAGUGUUUGUGUGUUAGAUGCGUUUGUUUGUUAUAGGCCGAUUCGUGUGUUUUACGCAAUGUAACUUAAGAAUCUGGGACAAGAAAUGAUGUCACACAAGGCUUGUAUUCCUCAUACAUACAGUUGUCAUCUUGCCGAUUUACUCCACCAACACUUUUCUUAUGAGUUUGAGUUGUAUUGUUUGAUCUUUAAAUAUGGUUAUUAUGUACUAUAAUAUAAUUAAAUGUUUGUAGAUGCA
This is a messenger RNA of Triplophysa dalaica, 2416 nucleotides long. RefSeq names its product spastin (gene spast). Gene Ontology annotation, cellular component: microtubule cytoskeleton. The coding region runs from base 157 to 1875 and encodes 572 amino acids. Gene Ontology annotation, molecular function: ATP hydrolysis activity; microtubule severing ATPase activity; ATP binding. The record is from RefSeq and is a predicted model, not a curated record. Lineage: Eukaryota; Metazoa; Chordata; Actinopteri; Cypriniformes; Nemacheilidae. The transcript is spliced from 17 exons.